CCUCUGCUUUAUGCUUCUGAGGAACCUAUCCUAUCAAAUAUAAUUCCGCCCAUAUCUAAUAAAUAAAUUUAUGGCUUGAUACAUGGCUUCUACCUCUUCUUCUGUUACUGCUUCGCCAUCACCAACUCAGGGAUGGGCGUAUGAUGUUUUCUUGAGUUUUAGAGGUCCAGAUACUCGUCACACUUUUAUAGAUUUCUUUUAUGAGUCGUUAGAACGUAAAGGGAUUCGCACUUUCAAAGAUGACAAUCGACUGGAAAAAGGAGACUGCAUCUCCCCGAGUCUAUUAAAAGCUAUUAAAGAAUCACAGUUUUUGAUUGCAGUCUUCUCCAAAGGCUAUGCAUCAUCAAAAUGGUGUUUGGAAGAACUUGCAACAAUGAUGGAAUGCCAUGAAAAGUUCAAAAACCAAAUUGUGGUGCCAAUUUUCUACCACGUGGAGCCUUCAGAUGUCCGGAAUCAAAAAGGAAGUUUUGAAGAUUCGUUCAAAGAAUUGGUUGAAAAAAUUGGCAAGGAUGAUGAGGAGAAGGUAAGAAGAUGGAAGGUAGCCUUAAAAAAGGCUGGCGAACUCAAAGGGCAUCAUUUGAUGAAUGACUAUAACGGAUUCGAAGCAACGUGUGCAGAAAAAGUUGCUGCCGACAUAGAUGCUAGAUUGAAUCAUGCAUCGCUAGCCUUUGAGAAGAACUUAGUGGGGUUGGAAUCUAGAGUUAACAACAUUAUUAACUGGUUGAGAUUGGCAUCUGAUGAUGAUGAUGCUGAUGCUCGGUUCAUUGGCAUUUGUGGUAUGGGAGGUAUUGGUAAGACAACAACUGCAAGGGUUGUUUUUAACAGAUUUUCACACCAAUUUUAUGGAGCUUGUUUUCUUGCCGAUGUUAGACAACAUAAUGCCAUUGAUGAAUUGCAAAAGACCCUUUUAACAAAAAUCCUAAAGGAAAAAUCAGAAGUAGAAAUAAGCAAUGUGGAUGAGGGAAAGGCGAUGAUAGUGAAGAGGCUUAAAGGGAAAAAGGUUUUGAUUGUUCUUGAUGAUGUAGAUGACCAGCUGAAACAAUUAGAUGAAUUAGCUGGUGGUCGAGAUUGGUUUGGUAGGGGUAGUAGAGUAAUUAUAACCACAAGAGAUGCAGGAGUAUUGCGUUCCCAUGGAGUUGAUGAAAAGUAUAUAUACCACGUAGAUACAUUGGAAAAGCAGGAAGCUAUUCAACUGUUUAGUUUGCAUGCCUUUAAAAAUGAAUCUAAGACUGGCAUGGAAGAACUCUGUGGAUCAGUUGUGCGCUAUUGUGAAGGUCUUCCAUUAGCUCUUAAAGUGUUAGGCUCUCAUCUUUGUGGAAAAAACGCUGUCAACCGGAAAACCAUCUUGAAGAAACUCGAGGAUGCUAACUCCCCCCACACCCCCAAAGAUAAAAUUCUUAAGGUGCUCAAGAUCAGUUUUGAUGGAUUAGAUCCCGAGAACAAAAAUGUGUUUUUAGAUAUUACAUGUUUUUUCAGAAAGUGGAGGGAAGAAUAUGUAAAAGGUGUGCUUGACAGUGAUCUAUGCGAGCUCAUUGAAAAAUCUCUUAUAUCAGUCCAAAAUGGAAGAAUUGAGAUGCAUGAUAGAAUCCAAGAAAUGGGUCGGUAUAUUGCAAGCCAGGAGAAACCUUGGAGGUUAUGGCAGCUUAAGGAUGCUGUUAAUGUGCUAAGCGGAAAAAUGGAUCAUAAAGACAUAGAAGGUAUUAGCUGGUCUACAUGCUUUAGUCAUGUUAGUGGCUUGGGUCACCGUCCCGUUAAAAUUAGUUUUAGAGAGAUGAUAAAUUUGAAGAUGUUCAAAGUUGAUGGUUAUGGUAAUGAUUUCCAUGUCACGGAUAAUGAUCUUCCUAACAGUUUGAGGUGGCUUCAAAUUAAAUACUAUCGUUUCGCUUCAUUACCAGAAAGCUUUGCGUCAUCGGAGCUUGUUGGUCUUUCUUUGCAGCACAGUUCUUUGCAGAAUUGGAAGAUAACUCAGAAAUUAGACAAAUUGACCCUUUUGGAUCUUAGCUGGUCCACGUCUUUGUUAGAAACCCCAGAUUUUGAUUGGAUGCCAAAUUUGAGGAAAUUAAACCUCGGAUGCUGCAUGAAUUUAAAAGUGGUCCACCCAUCUAUUGGAAAUCUUAGCAAGCUUGUUUUAUUGGAUUUAAGUAGAUGCAGUGAUCUUGAGAGUCUUCCUAGCUUCAAUCAAGUUUCAUCUCUCAACUCUCUUGAUCUUUGUGGAUGCAUAGAACUAAAGAAUUUUCCAGAAAUUAAGGAAAGAAUGCCAUAUCUAGUGGAGUUGGAAUUAAGAGAAGUUGGAAUCAUAGAACUCCAUUCAUCGAUCCAACAAUUGCAAGGCCUCACUAAGCUAUAUUUGGAUGAUUGUGAACAUCUUGUAUGUCUUUCUAACGGCUUCUGUGAGCUGAAAAAUCUAGUGGAAUUGACAUUAAGAAAAGUUGGAAUCAUAGAACUCCCUUCAUCGAUCCAACAAUUGCAAGGCCUCACUAAGCUAUAUUUGGAUAAAUGUGAACAUCUUGUAUGCCUUUCUAACGGCUUCUGUGAGCUGAAAAAUCUAGUGGAAUUGAAAUUAAGAAAAGUUGGAAUCAUAGAACUCCCUUCGUCGAUCCAACAAUUGCAAUGCCUCACUAAGCUAUAUUUGGAUGAUUGUGAACAUCUUGUAUGCCUUUCUAACGGCUUCUGUGAGCUGAAAAAUCUCAAAGUUCUUAUGAUUAACAGUUGCACAAAUCUAAAGUCUUUGCCAGAAAAUCUCCAAAGCUUGAACUCGUUGGAAUACUUGAAUCUCAAUAAAAGUUAUUUUGAUUCUUACCCUGAAAGUUUCAAUCAACUCACUCGUCUUCAACACCUUGACAUCAGAAAUUGUGAAAACUUUAGAAAGCUCCCAAAACUCCCAGAAACUAUCUGCCAACUAUAUGCAGAUUCUUGUUUUUCCUAUAGAAGAGACAUAGAUGAGUUAGUAGACUUCCCGGAAUUACAAUCAGUAGCAUUCUCUUCCUCUUCGAAAAGGUCAUGGUAUGAUUUUGCUGAGAUGUGUAUUCAUUUUCCAUCUCGUAGAAAGACUCAUUUCAGUGUUACCUAUCCAAUCUACUUUCGUUAUUCCAAAGAUAUCGAUAUCUUGAGAAUAUUCCAAUAUCGAUGCUAUUAUUCAAAUGGUAUCGCCAUUGAUCUCAAUCCCGGCUGGAAUUGUCAAAGCUUUGUGGGAUUUGCGGUAUGUUUCCUUGCAGAAUCAGAAGAUGAUACAUUGGAAUUACACUCCUACAGAGACAUUGUUGAUGUUGAGCAUUGCACAAUCAUAGUCAAAUUGUCAUGCAAAGAUAAUAAAAAUGAAGCUCUCCAAAGAAAAUGUGUCAUUGUCAAAUCAACAGACGACUACGAAGAAGACAGCCUAUGGUUUGCCUACAUACCAUUUAGUGGUUUGUGGCCUGCAAAAUCUAAUAGUGUAACCCCAAAUGAUUUUUCAAGAUUUGAGGUGAACUUUAUGGAUUUGGAAGGGAUUGCACAUUGGGGUUGUAGUUUGUUAUAUGAAAGGAGGAAAAGACCAACAAGUUGGGAUGAUAGUUGUAAAGGAAGUACGACUGAUAUUGGACCCUUGGGCAUGUUGGAAUACUUGAAUCUCAGUGGAAAGAAAUUUGAACAUUUACCUGAAGACAUCAGCCUACUCUGUCGUCUUCAAUACCUUGACAUCAGUGGUUGUAGAAGACUUAGAAGAGAGCUACCAAAACUCCCACCUACUAUAAAGGAACUUUAUGCAACUUCUUAUUUGGCUUCAGAAAGCAACAUAGUUGAGUUAGCAACCAAGUAUUCAAAAUUAUAUUCUGUCUCAUUCUAUCGACCUAUUUAUCCUAAUCUUUGCCCACCCUCUUUAGUACCUGGGGAGUUGGCUAAGAAGUUUAUUCCUAUCACACGGCCUUUUCUAAAUAGAAACACUCCUUUUGCUGUCACCUAUCUUCUUGACUCUUACACUGAUUAUAAAAUCAGUAGAUGCUUCAAAUAUCCUCACCAUGAUCCACACCAUGAUCCUCACAAGAUCUUCGUUUCUCUCGAUCCCUCCUGGUAUAGUCAUAACUUUGUGGGGUUCGUUGUAUGUUUUGUGAUUCCAAGAAAAGUGAGAUGGGAGUCACAACCAAACAUUCGCCCUUUUAUGCAUUGUGAGCUCAUAACCAAACUUACACACAAAGAUAAUGGUAGUGAGCGUCCACUCCAAACCGAAUGUGUGAUUGGCAGACUAAUUGAUGAGGAAUUCAAUUACCCUGGUGAUAUUGUAUGCUUUGUGUACAUACCAUUUAGUAGUCUAUGGCCUAAAUCUAAGGCUAUCACGAAUAGUAUUAGCCCCAAUCAUUAUUUGGUAUUCGAGGCAACAAUUCAAGUUGAUUCAGAAAUUUCAAGUGACUGGAGCUGGUAUCGAAAGAAUAGAGGCUGGAGUUGCGACUUGUUAUAUACAUAUGAUAAAUCAUUAACUGAAGCAAUACGGCAGAAAAGGGAAUCUGGGUCUACUGAGGGUGAUUUAGGCAUAGGAUCUAAAACAGAGGGAGGUGAAGAGGAAGGGGAAGAGGAAGAUGGCAGAUCAAAACAUACAGAAGAUAGUGGUGGAGAUGAUGCAAUUGCACAAGACAAUAGUAAUUCAGGGAAAGAAGGUGAAGAUGAGGAAAUGGGUGAUGAAGAAGGUAGCCACCAAUUGGAGCAAAGAAAGAAGGCCCGUCUCGAUAAGGGCAAGGCUCCGAUAAUUUAAUUUUUCUUUCAUUCAAAAAGAAUUUUCAAAUUUUCUCUUCUUGAUUAUUUGUGCUUGAAGAUUUGAAUUGAAUGUGUCUAUGGAUAUUUGAUGAUUGAUAUGCUUAGCCAAAUUACUUUUUCUUGAAUUCAUAACUCCAUUAAAAUUUUAUACGUGAAAGACUUUAUAUA
Messenger RNA from Ipomoea triloba (trilobed morning glory), 4890 nucleotides. RefSeq names its product TMV resistance protein N-like. Gene Ontology annotation, biological process: signal transduction; defense response. Gene Ontology annotation, molecular function: ADP binding. Lineage: Eukaryota; Viridiplantae; Streptophyta; Magnoliopsida; Solanales; Convolvulaceae. The coding region runs from base 83 to 4720 and encodes 1545 amino acids. The transcript is spliced from 9 exons. The record is from RefSeq and is a predicted model, not a curated record.